Molecule: messenger RNA, 1083 nt
Organism: Cadophora gregata
Lineage: Eukaryota; Fungi; Ascomycota; Leotiomycetes; Helotiales; Ploettnerulaceae
Exons: 2
Coding region: 1-1083 (360 amino acids)
Source: RefSeq, a predicted model, not a curated record
AUGGGGACCCGCGUGAUUUGCGUCUCGCCCUCGCCACCUGGAUCCAUCACAUCUACACUGUCAUCUUUUUCGGAAACACACUCUCUAUUCUGCUCAACCUCACCCUUGCCAUCAAAUACAAGCCUCAAGACAUGUUUCACACAUCUGGAACUCAAAAGCCGAACUCGUGCUGCAUGUCAGUCCACAGUUCCUCGGGCUCACAAAAGACGGAAGAGGAAAGGAGCAGAUAAGGACAGAAGAAGAGUUCAGGUCGGCGAUCCGAGACAGAUUUGUGCAAGUACACUCGAAGGAUGUGAGGGGAUGAGAGUUAGGAAGCAGAAGGUGGAAGGAUGUGGGGACAGGAAUGGUGAAGUGAAGUUACAGCAACAGGAAGUAUCGAAGAAGAAGAAGACGAAAAUACCACCCAUAAACACCCCUCUCAUCAUGUCCGUGGCGGCUGAUAACGCUGCGGUGAGGUCUGGAAUAGAUGGUACUGAGGAGCAAUUCAUGGAUGACGAAGUUCAAAUGAGCAAUAUUGAUGAGUUCAUCUCAAUAUGGUUUGCCUUGGGCCACCUGAAAAGCGACAUUCCCUUCCCACCAAUUCCCGCACGCGACGCCUCACCCAACGAAGUCUCUAGCCUCGCCCGCAUCUUACACACCUGGUUAACGCACGAAUCGAAACCCGACAUUCUCAGUGCCAUUACAUACGGCCGUAGCCUCGGAAAACAGCUCUGCCACGUUUGUCUGAGCAAAGGUAUCAUAGAUCAAAGCCUGUACAACUUGGUUCGUGAUAUCGCAGAUUUCUAUGCGGCGUAUGUUCAGGACUUGGAGGAUGAGGCGGGGAAAAGUCUGAGUAAGAGGAAAGAGGAAAGCAGGGCGAGAAAUGGUGGGCAUGGAAGUAGAGGUGGAGAUGUGAAUGAGAAGGAGAAGAGGAAGGGCAUGGGCGAAUUUCUGGAAAUGGUGUUGGCUAAUGAUAGAGGUAGUAGUAAACUUCCCGGGUGGGGACGCAUGAUAUGGGAGGGGAAAUUGUUGUUUGCGCUGUUGCAUGGGGCGACGGAGGCGAUUAAGGGUGCCUUAGGGGAUGCUGCUAGGAAGGGAAUCUGA